Gossypium arboreum is the source of this 477-nucleotide messenger RNA. Its product is annotated as 30S ribosomal protein S7, chloroplastic-like. Gene Ontology annotation, cellular component: ribosome; small ribosomal subunit. Lineage: Eukaryota; Viridiplantae; Streptophyta; Magnoliopsida; Malvales; Malvaceae. The coding region runs from base 1 to 477 and encodes 158 amino acids. Gene Ontology annotation, biological process: ribosomal small subunit assembly; translation. Gene Ontology annotation, molecular function: rRNA binding; structural constituent of ribosome; mRNA binding. The transcript is spliced from 2 exons. The record is from RefSeq and is a predicted model, not a curated record.
AUGGAAAGUGUUCAAUUGGAACAUGAAAACGUGACUGAAUUUGUCCUAGUUACUCUUCGGGACAGAGUGGAAGAAGGGAGGAGAUUCUCGAACGAGGAAAAGGACCCAAUGACUUCGAAAGAAUUGAACGAGGAGCCGUAUGAGGUGAAAAUCUCAUAUUCAACAAAGACAGAAACAAAUCCACUAUCUGUUUUACGUCAAGCAAUACGUGGAGUAACUCCCGAUAUAGCAGUAAAAGCAAGACGUGUAGGCGGAUCGACUCAUCAAGUUCCCAUUGAAAUAGGAUCCACACAAGGAAAAGCACUUGCCAUUCGUUGGUUAUUAGGGGCAUCCCGAAAACGUCCGGGUCGAAAUAUGGCUUUCAAAUUAAGUUCCGAAUUAGUGGAUGCUGCCAAAGGGAGUGGCGAUGCCAUACGCAAAAAGGAAGAGACUCAUAGAAUGGCAGAGGCAAAUAGAGCUUUUGCACAUUUUCGUUAA